AACCUGGCGUCUGGACGCGGUUGUUUAUAAGGACGUCUGCGUGUCCUCAGACACCAGAUUGGCUGUGCCAGAGCAGGAAUCAGAACAUGAGAGUGUUUGUGGUGUUGAGCUGCCUGCUGGUGUUGGCCUGCGAGGCCCAGAAACCUCACCCGUGCAGGACUCCUCCUCUAAUGACUGGAGACUUCACCGUGUCCACCCAGAAUGAGAAGCUGCAGGAGUUCGCCAAAUACAUAUAUGACGGACUGGGACAGCGCAUCCGCCUGCUACAGAUGGGCACCUAUGAUAACAAGACGUUCACCUACGAUGUUCUCCUGCUCUUCAAACAGGGUGUCAUGUUUGAGAUAGAUGAUAAAGCGCAAACCUGCCAAAAGAAGCCUUUGCAGGGCAGCUUUGUUCCCUGGCAGAUCCCCCAAAAUGCAAGUUUUGUGGCUCAGUCCGUCUUGGGCACCUCAUCCCAACCUGGAGCCGGACUCCUGAUCAACAGCUGGUAUGGAACAGACUCCAAGUCUGGUGUUAAGUACUUCAGUACCGUUACUGAAUACGCGUGCGUUCCCGUCUCUUCUGCCAUUCACAUUGACAAAUUUGGAUGGAUAUUGAUAACCUUCUUCAACAACGUCAUUGGGAUCACUGACCCUCAGAAGCUCAACCCUCCGGCGUUUUGCCCGAAAUCCAACACGCACUUGAAGGAGGAGCCCGUAGACCUGAUCACCUUGUUGAUGAACAAGCGCUGAGCGCCUCCUGUCAACUGCUUUGGGACUCCAAAAAAGUGGAGCUUCUGAAUAAUGUUGGUGUGGGAUUCCUGUGAUGCAAUUCUGCUUUCAGUUUAUGGUUCAA
Molecule: messenger RNA, 834 nt
Organism: Thalassophryne amazonica
Lineage: Eukaryota; Metazoa; Chordata; Actinopteri; Batrachoidiformes; Batrachoididae
Product: ependymin-like
Exons: 6
Coding region: 87-731 (214 amino acids)
Biological process (GO): cell-matrix adhesion
Cellular component (GO): extracellular region; lysosome
Molecular function (GO): calcium ion binding
Source: RefSeq, a predicted model, not a curated record